AUGAACACACGACCUCCAUACCCGCUGAACAGACCUGGAACCCGUGAUGUGACGCGCCAAAACGGCGCUGAGAAAGAAUGGAGAAGCUGGCCGUCGGUGAAAGCAACCAUUCCUAAUUUGCCCCACGGUACAACAACCUACGAUAUCCAUAAGAAUCUACAGCGCUUUGGGAGACUAGAGUACAUCCGCAUCGAGGAGACUCGUCAAGGCAACUUCGCCAGAUUUGCUCAGGUUGUUUUCAAACCCCCGCCCGUUCGGAGAGCUCCAUGGGACCCGGCGUACAAACAUGGCAUUGAUUUCCCUCUUCGAAGCAAAGAUGGUGAAAGACCAAACAGAGUCAGAGUGUACUUGUCCCAAAACCAACCCACAAUUCAAGUCUUUCAGAGUCGUGCUUACUCUGGCCUGACAUAUCCGUCCGAAAUGACCUUGUUAGGCUACUCGAUCGACUUCGGCUAUCUUCAAAAUCCGUCACUGAUGGUCGUUAAGGCGAGCAAGUCCGAAAUUCAUGGUGGCGGUGUCAGACUGCUUCUCAAUCUGAAACGCCUAGAAUUGGAAGUCCACUUUCCCGUGCUGAUCAAAUCAAAGGGCAAGACCAGCGAAAGAGUUUACCGAUUCUUUCUAGCUCUCGACGAUCAAUUUUCUCUCUCUAAGGUUCCAAAUGGAGUGUUGUCUUCAUUGGUGAUCCAUGCAAAGCAUCCGCCCUGCUAUUCAAGGCAACUGAAGGAGGCCAUGCAGCUGAGCCACGACCCGAAGUCAUACAGAUGGUCCGCGGAUGAUACAUGGUCUCGACAGACCGACCUUGUCGACGAAAAGGAAACAUACACAAAGAUCGACAGCAGUCCUGUGUCAGUGCAAAAGCUCUACAACAGCAUUGACAUUGGCCGUUGGACAACCUUCCGGGUCACUAUCAAGCCAUGCACUGACCGCCCCGACAGUUCUUUGGAAUUCUUCCUUAAGGCUCUGGCAGACUUCAACAUACGCAUCACUCGUGAUCCUUCGUUCAGGGUCGUAUCAGGCCAAAGUGGCGUGGCGCCUCUUUGGCCUACAGCAAUGCGACCUGAGCGUGCGAAGCAGAUGCUCGUUCAUGUCGAUUCACACCAACAGAGAGUCUACGAUCCCAUGUCCAUCUUUACCGAUCUUCGUUACUCAAAGCCUGUCCGUGCUCGUCCACUGCCAGUGAAUUGCGCGGAGAUAUACCAUGCCACGGUCACCGCAACCCGAAUCCUCUUUCACACCCCGUCCGUCGAGAUCACCAAUCGUAUUGUGCGGAAGUAUAGGCGCUUCAGCGAUCGAUUUCUUCGGGUCCGCUUCGAAGAUGAGCCAUAUAGGGGCCAAACAAGGCUCUAUCCCGCAACAAAUGGCAAGAUGAAGCUCGUCUUUGAGAGAGUUCGUCGUACACUGAAAAAUGGUAUUCUUCUUGGUGAUCGACAUUACGAGUUUCUCGCGUGGGGCAACUCACAGCUCCGAGAACACGGAGCAUACUUCUUCGCUGCCUCACAGAACCCCGUCAUCACCGCCGACAGUAUUCGCAGAGAAAUGGGCACUUUUGACCACGAAAAGGUUGUCGCAAAGCGAGCCGCGCGAAUGGGCCAGUGCUUUUCUACUACGAAACCAGUUCCGGUGCUUAGCAGAAAUAGUUGGAAAAGAGACCCGAUCCCGGACAUCGUGAAUGGUCCUUACACUUUCACCGAUGGAGUGGGCAAAAUCUCUCCUCUUGCUGCUCAGCUUGUCAAAACUAACCUCAAACUUGGUGGCGAGCACCUGCCUUCAGCAUUCCAAUUUCGACUGGGUGGCUGUAAGGGCGUCCUGGCGGUGGAUCCCAAGCUCAAUGGCGUUGACAUCAAAAUCCGUCCGAGUCAGUACAAAUUCAGCUGUGAGUCCGAUGAGUUGGAGAUCAUUCGCGUGUCGGAAUUCUGGCAACCAUUCCUCAACCGUCAGAUCAUUUUGGUGCUCUCGGCGCUCGGCGUCCCUGAUCGCGUAUUCUUGCACAAGCAACUGGACUGCAUAAAGGCAUUGGACGCCGCUCUCGUCGAUGACAAAGCUGCCUUGCGAGCGUUGCGCGCCACCGUUGACCCCAAUUCAAUCACCCUGAGCAUCGCUUCCUUGAUAGAGGCCGGGUUCAGCCACAUCCAUGAACCCUUUGUGACGUCUCUGAUACGGCUUUGGAGGGCCUGGACCUUGAAGUACCUGAAGGAGAAAGCGAAGAUCCCCAUCACUCAAGGAGCCUUCGUGCUCGGCGUUGUCGAUGAAACUAGGACACUUCGUGGCCACAUCAAUGAUAUGCAGCCUGGACCUGGCGCAAGCCAACAGGAGAAGGAGAGAUCGUUGCCAGAGGUCUUCAUCCAAUACACCGACCCGGAACAAAAGGGAGUGCGCCGCAUUGUGGAAGGAAUUUGUAUCAUUGCCCGAAAUCCGUCCUUGCACCGAGGUGAUGUAAGAGUGGUCAAAGCCAUUGAUGUGCCACAUUUACACCAUCACUGUGAUGUGGUGGUCAUGCCAGCGACUGGAGAUCGUGACUUGCCAAGUAUGUGCUCAGGCGGUGAUCUCGACGGAGAUGACUACAUUGUGAGCUGGGACCCAGAUCUCAUUCCUUCGGAAUGGAAUGCCGAACCCUUUCAUUAUAAUGCUCCGAAGCCAAUACAGAAAGAGCAGAUAUCUAUCGACGAUAUUAUCAAUUUCUUCUACGAUUACAUGCAGAAUGAUUUCCUCGGAAGGAUCGCCAAUGCUCAUCUCGCAGCUGCUGACUACCUCCAUGACGGAAUCAACAGCGAGCAAUGCCUCAAGCUUGUCGAGCUCCAUUCGUUGGCUGUUGAUUAUCCCAAGACCGGCAUCCCUGCCGAGAUGAGUCGAGACCUUGAACGAAAUAACUGGCCUCACUUCAUGGAAAAGAAGCGAACGGGGGGAUACCGUUCUAAGAAGAUUCUAGGUCAAUUGUACGAUGCAGUUGAGAGAGCGAAAUUUAAGCCGCAUUGGUCAGGGAAUUUCGACCCCCGAAUCCUCAUGCAUACACCAGCAGAUGAGAUCAGAGAUAUUGUCAGCAAUAUGAAAAAGAGUUACGAUGAGAGUCUGCGGCGCAUCAUGGCUCAACAUCAAAUUGGUUCCGAGUUUGAGGUUUGGUCUACGUUUGUACUCCAUCACAGCAAAGUGUCUAGAGAUUUCAAGUUCCAUGAAGAGAUUGGACAGCACGCCAAAACUUUGAAGGACCAAUACUACGAAGCAAUCUGCCAGGAGGCUGGAGGACAUGAGACUGAGAAGCUUAAGCCAUUCGCGAUAGCAGCUUAUCAUGUCACUCACGACGAAUUUCGAGAGGCACAAACACACCAGCAAGACGUCCAAGAGGAUGACUCAGAGACUGCUAAUUCAGAUAUACCAGGCUUGGCUUCUUCGACAAUGCCAUUUAUAUCCUUCCCCUGGGUUCUUCAGGAUACACUGGUGAAAAUUGCAAGGAACACAGUUCUGCAUGACGGAGGCGAGGCAUUGCAGACUGCUGAUCAACGGUCAACGCGUAGUGACGAUGCGGCACAAGUGGAGACUGACCCCUUCCUUGAAGGAUUUGGUCGCAAAUGGACCUAUCAUGGGGAGCAUUUGCCUGAUCCGUAUAUUCCUGUCACGGAGUGCGCGGACAAGGCUCUGUCAGAAAUUUUACCGAACGAAAUGUUACGCGCAGGGACGAUGCCACCACCUCCUCUAAGGGAAAACCCAACAGCAAAGCCUUCGCCUGGCGAACGACACGUUCUCGACGCAUUCGGAAACAUGGACGAUCAAGCCGUGUCUGAUAUCAGCUCGAUGGCUUCUUCCAACGUCCCCUCUGUGGUUUUAAGUAACAUGAGUGCAUCCACCAGCUCAGACGAUAUCGACCCUCCUCCUUCACCUGAGUGUCUGGCAUCUCAGGUCCUGCCAUCUUCCCGAAUCUCCAGCUCCAAUGACACGGGCCGGUUCCAGGACCUCCGCAUGCCGACUUCAAAUAACACCCAUCCACUUGCCGUUCACAAGAAACUGCCGCUCAAAGACCCGGUUUUGAUGACACAGGAAGAGCUUCGCGCCUUUGGGGUGGAGAGUGGCGAUGAGGAUGACUUUACCUUCUAG
This is a messenger RNA of Fonsecaea monophora, 4086 nucleotides long. RefSeq lists its product as hypothetical. Gene Ontology annotation, biological process: siRNA processing. Gene Ontology annotation, cellular component: nuclear RNA-directed RNA polymerase complex. The record is from RefSeq and is a predicted model, not a curated record. Bases 1 to 4086 code for a protein of 1361 amino acids. Lineage: Eukaryota; Fungi; Ascomycota; Eurotiomycetes; Chaetothyriales; Herpotrichiellaceae. The transcript has 3 exons. Gene Ontology annotation, molecular function: RNA-directed RNA polymerase activity; nucleic acid binding.